GGAAACGGGAACGAAAGAAAUUCUUCCGUGUAUGAAACGGUUUACCAAACACCCCUAGACCCCGACCUUCGAAGAAAACUGAAAAGCAAGUCGUCGUUCUCGCAAUCAGCUGCUUUUCUUCUCUCCUAUUCUGUUUUCCACCGGCUGUUGUUGCGAUCCACCGAUCGUGUCCAGCAUCUGUUUCUUCGAUUUGAUUCUCUCCGGUAAGAUUUUUCGUAGCACUCUCCUCCCGUGGAGAGACGGCUGAUCUCGCCGGAGCCAUCGUGCUCUAGGGUUUUGAUUUUGAUUGUGGUUGUGAUUGUACUCGAGAACUACUCGAUCGCAAUAGAUUCUUUUGUUCCCUCAAGCUCGUUGUGGCUUGUUUUUGUCCGUGAUAAUUCUGUUGAAUUCUUCUACUGUGGGUUCUAGUUUUUCUGCUUAUUUCCCUCUUUCUGCGUUCUGUUUGUCUGAGAGAUCUGGUUUUGAUUGUAUUGUUGGAGAAGAGUGCGAGGUAGAGAUUUAGGGAAGGAAAGAAGAAAGAACAAAAUAGAAGAGGCAAAUUGUCGAAUUGUUGAUUCUUUGUCUAGUAGGGGUUCAGGAACUUUUGAAGUUGUGCUAUAUUGAGUUUGUGUUUUUUUUUUUUAAUUAUUGAGAGGAAUUUUUGGUUCUGAAUAAUAUGGCGGCAGGGCAGGUACAUGUUGCGAGAAGAAGAGAUUAUAAUGGUUACUUCAAAAGUGAAACCUACCACCUUAAGAAUGGGGCAAGGGGGCACUGUGUCUCCUCUAGAAUCAGCAGUUCCUCGAGUAAAAGUGCUGGUUUUAGCUGUGGAAAGGAGAAGCUGGAUCAUAUUAGGAAUGAGAAAAAUCCCCUCGAUUCCUUGAGGCUCGAAGAUGGUGAAAUAUCGCAUCCACAAAAGAAGAGGAAGUUUUCUCCCAUUGUUUGGAAUCUAGAAGACAAUGGAGAGGUUUCACCGUCUACUCCUCAUUCCUUAGGAGGAUGCGGUGACCAAGGAAUGAGCACUGAUUGUGACAGGAAUGACCUAGAUGUCACUGUUAUUGUUCAGGAUCAAUAUCAAGGGAAGACAGAGGAUCUUGUCCAAGGGCGGAACAUUUCAAUGUCGCGGUGGUCUUUUGACAGUGAUUGUUUAUCUGAUGAUGAAAUGCCACAUAACGAAGACGUGCCAAGAAAAAGUUCCAGUCCAUCUUCUGGAUUGGUUGAGAUGGGAAGUGCUGGAAGUGGUGAAGAUGCUCCGAAUAAACUGGAGGAUGUAGCUAUCACUAGUGGGAAUGAUAGUUGUUGCUUGAAAGAAGUAUGUUCUGAUGAUGAGUCCGAGUUUACCGAAGAUAUUUUAGUGGCUGAUAAAAGAAGGGUGAAUAUGCUUCAAUGUUGUAGAAGUGUGUCAGAGUAUGAGAGGCUGAAUGCAAUUAAUGAGGGCACAUAUGGAAAAGUGUACAAAGCCAAAGAUAAGAAGUCGGGGGAAGUUGUGGCUGUGAAGAUGGUGAAGAUGGACCAUGGGGUAGAGGACUACGGCUUUCCGGUGUCAUCUUUAAGGGAAAUUAACCUUCUUUUUGGUUUACAACAUCCUUCAAUUGUACAAGUGAAAGAAGUUGUCAUGGAUGACCGUGAUAACGUUUAUAUGGUUAUGGAGUACAUGGAACAUGACCUGAAGGAGCUUACACAAGGCAUGAAACAGUCUUUCAGUACAAGUGAGGUUAAGUGUUUGAUGUUACAGCUGCUGGAAGGUGUGAUGUAUCUUCACGAUAAUUGGAUUAUUCAUAGGGAUUUGAAGACCUCUAACCUUCUACUGAAUAAUCAAGGUGAUUUGAAAAUAUGUGAUUUUGGGAUGUCACGCCAAUAUGGAAGCAGCCCAUCAAAGCCUUACACUUCUCUUGUGGUGACUUUAUGGUACAGGGCUCCGGAACUUCUACUUGGAGCAAAGCAAUAUUCAACUGCAGUGGACAUGUGGUCAGUGGGUUGUAUAAUGGCCGAGCUUUUGGGGAAAGACCCACUUUUCAAUGGAACAAAUGAGUUGGGGCAACUUAAGAAGAUAUUUGGAAUUCUUGGCACGCCAAAUGAGGAUAUAUGGCCUGGUUUUUCCAAGUUGUCUGCGGCAACACCAAUAUUUACUCAGCAACCGUAUAAUUUACUUCGCAAGAAGUUUCCUGCUGCAUCCUUCACUGGAUCUCCAGUUCUUUCCGACUUGGGGUAUGACUUGUUGAGCAAGCUUCUGUCCUAUGAUCCAAACAAGAGAAUAACAGCAGAUGCUGCCAUUGAUCACCCUUGGUUCCGCGAGGUUCCGCUUCCCAAAGCCAGGGAGUUCAUGCCUACCUUCCCCCCUCAGAUUUCGAGGAAGGUUAGGGAGUUGGUCUGAUUUAUGUCAUACAGUUCCAGGAUCUCACUUAGUGUGUGGUUGUCACGAAAUGUUUAGGUCUUUCCAAGGUCGACAGUGAGCUGCUUGUUCAUAUCAGAGUAUUUCAAGGUGCUUAUUGUUGAGUGCUGCUCAUGAUGGUCAUGUAAACCAGCUCUUCCUUGCAAUGACAUUUUCAAAUUGGAUAGAUGAUUCACUUUCUUCGUAACAAAUAGUGUUUGAGCUUUUUCCCCACUUCUGCGGUCUGCUCUUUCAACUUGUAUCAGCUCUCCAUGAAGUUAGGGGUGGGCAUCAUUGCGGUUCGGACUAAAUUCAUUAUGGUUUGUACAUAUAAUUUAAUAAAAUUGACUCUGUUUCAGUGACACCAAAACAUAGCAGUCCUAUAAUGAGACUUCCUGUGAAAAAUAUAUUUCAUUAUUGCCUCAUAAUAAUGGAAUGGAAACCCCUUGUAUUCCUUCAUUCAUGAGCAGUCCUAUAAUGGAAACCCAUUGUCCUUCCAUUGCAGAAAGUAUAUUGUUGGAUUGUGAAACACAAAUUGAAAAGCUGUUGGCAACUGUUUUCGAAGCUACGAGUUACUGGAUGAAUCCUCUCCUUCUGGUUUGGCUGACUUGUUUGGUCCAGUGCAAGAUUCUGCUGCAUUAGCUUUAACUCAUGCUAUCGAUGUCUAUACCCUUCUUCAUGAUAUACUGUCUCAUGAUGCACAAAUUAUGUUGAAGAACUACUUACAGGUAAUGCUAAAAGAUGUUAUCCACUACAUCCGAGAGCUCAUUUAUUUUCUGUUCCGUCAUUUCAUAAUCAGCGGGAGAAGUUUCAAACCAGAUGAGUCUCUUUGAUUACAGACUGCAGCGAAGAAAAGGUGUUGUAAGCACACGAUCGAGACUGACGAAUAUGUUUCCAGCAAUUUCGAAGGCUUCCUCUUGGACUCCAUAACUGUCUCGAACGCUUAUCUGAAGAUGAAAAAAUCUGUGCUUGAACAUUAGCAAAGAAAUACAGGCAGACAUCAAAAUCCGCAAUCAGAACAUCUUCCCCAGGCAAGAAUAUCUUCUCCACUUUAACCAACCAUGUCCAAUAUGAAGAUUUUAAGGUCUUGCCUUGUCUUGUUUACUUUUACGUGUAAAUUUUUCCUCUUUCAUAAACUUCACCCUUUUGCACAUUCUCAGAACUCGAGCUCUUUGUUCUGACAUGCCCUCUUUUGUGUAUUUUCAGCUCCAUUGACCUGUCAAACAUCUCAGCUGCUGUUUACAGCACGGAAUUGUGUAGCAGGCUUAGAAGCUUUCUGUUGGCAGGCCUCCAAGUAGCCCGCAGCCACAUGUAAAUGAGCUUCUGAUAGCAAUUGCUGACUCUGAAAGAGACCUUGAUUUAUGGAAAAUCAGGUUUGUUGCCAGGAUCAAACACGUAAACUUGUCCAAAUCCAAUGCUAUGGAUAUAAUACAAUUCCUUGUUAAUUGCUGUUCCUUUCGUGGUAUUAUUCAGUCCUGUGGAGGGUGGUGUAGAAGCAAGAGGGUUGUUUCACAGCUACAUUAUUGUGUGGGUGCAAGAUAUUGAACUGAACUUGCUUGAGCUUUGCAAAGCAGAGAAGGUAUAGCCAUUCUGAUACCUCAGUCUCGUUUCUGAUAUCUCAGUGUCAGUCAAAAACACAAAAAAGGUAUUGGUUUGGCUGGCUGGCAACCCAAAGACAGCAGCAUUCAUACCUAGAUGAUCUUUUGCAGGUUCCAUGGGCUGGGGUAACAACAAAUCAAGCCACUUCUCCUUUUGCUGAAGAAAUGUAUGACAAAAUGAAGGACUAUCUAAUUGGGUAUGAAAUGGUGAUCAAUAGAUGGCCUCAGUGCUCUCUGAUUCUUGAAACUGUAAUUCUAGCUCUUCCGAAUCUCAAACCAAUAGCAUAAAGGAUAGAAAACAAAGGAUAGAAAACAACCUUAACCAACUGCAAAUAACCCUUUUUCUGACUCCUGGAAGGCUGCUGCUAAUAUGGAACGAGCAAUAAUUAAGGCAUUGGAGAAGCAGUACAGUGACAUCUUAACGCCAUUGAAGGACAAUAUCCCCAAGAGGCUGAAUAUGCAUGUCCAGAUGCUGACAAGAACACAAUCCAAUGCACCUUAUUCUGCACCCAAUCAAGUAAGUGAUUCGGAUACGGGUUACAAAUGUAUCUAAGGUUUCUGCAUUUGCAUCAGCUUAGGAAUCUUUCGUUUAUGCAGCUGGGAACCUUUUUGAACACGAUCAAGCGAAUCAUAGAUGUCUUGCAUUGUUGAGUAGAGGAGCUUUUGAGAUCCUGGGCCUCCUGCCUUCCCGUGGUUGGAGAUAAAAGGUCUUCCUCGGGGAGCAGACGAAUGGGAUCCCAGUUCUGCUCAAAACCAACUACAAAAAUUACUUGCAGGCCACGGUGGAAAAGCUUGUCAACAACGUAAACUCAAUGCCUCUGAUCCAAUUAUCGUGACAAGUCAUGAGUUAUGUUUCAAUUGUUUCUUGCCUUGACAAUAUGUGGUUUCUUCAGAUGCAAGCUAAUCGUGGCACGAGGCUGAAGAGAAUAUUGGAAGAGAUAAAAGAAGAAGAUGGGGAGGCUGAUGUUAGCGAAAGAAUGCAAAUGAUGAUGUCACAGCUCACCGAAAACAUAUCCAAUAUGCCUGGUGUCUUCUCCAGCCGGAUAUUCGUUGCAGCCUCUCGUGGAUUGUGGGAUAGAGUGGGACAGGUAGAAGAAUCAGCUAACCUUAUCUAUGUUCUUAAAAAAAAAAUUUGCCUUGCUUCCGAAGAAAUUAUUUAUGUCUUGACUGGUAGUUUGUUCAUUCAUUCUAGAUUGUACUUAGUUUCUUGAGGGCAGAAAGGAGAACAGGGUUUGGUAAAAUGGCUCCUGCUAUGCUCUUGGGGAUCCUUGAAAGUUUAGCACUUUUUUUUACUUACCAUGUUGCUAAAGAGUGUAAUUGAUGAGAAAGCUGUGCCCUUGUUUACUUCCACAGAUUAUGGGCGACAUAUUUGCUUCCCAGAUGCAGAGGCUUCUCGGAAACUCCUGCAAGAUAAGGAUACAAAGCCGCCGCGAUCAGUAAUCGAAGCACGGUCAAUUCUCUGCAGAGAUGCUGUAAAUGCAACAGACACUUCUACCUAUUUUUUGUCUAGCUUCCCCCAAUUAAGACCAAGAAGGGGAAAAAUCAAUACAUGCAGACCUUACUUGUAUAGUGAGGCAAUGGGUUCAUCAUUCUUUCAUGUAUAUGUUGCAAAUUGAUUUGAUCAUUGAUGUAUUGUUGACACUAUUUUGUAAUUCUUCAUAUCCUUUCAUAUAGGAACUGGGUAAAAGGUCCCCUGCAUUCCUAAUCCUUUGAUUCCUCAGUAAAUUAAGGUUUAUACA
This is a messenger RNA of Linum trigynum, 5684 nucleotides long. The record is from the annotation of a GenBank genome assembly. Lineage: Eukaryota; Viridiplantae; Streptophyta; Magnoliopsida; Malpighiales; Linaceae.